Panicum virgatum (switchgrass) is the source of this 1013-nucleotide messenger RNA. Its product is annotated as serine/arginine-rich SC35-like splicing factor SCL33. Gene Ontology annotation, biological process: mRNA splicing, via spliceosome. The coding region runs from base 146 to 781 and encodes 211 amino acids. NCBI's taxonomy places the organism in Eukaryota, Viridiplantae, Streptophyta, Magnoliopsida, Poales, Poaceae. The record is from RefSeq and is a predicted model, not a curated record. Gene Ontology annotation, molecular function: RNA binding. Gene Ontology annotation, cellular component: nuclear speck; cytoplasm. The transcript has 6 exons.
GGUCCGCAAACCAAUCGCGCCCUUAAAACCCGCACGGCCUCGCCCACCCCGCGCCCCUUGCCUCUUGGUCUCGCGGUCGCGUUCGGACCUCGGAAGCUUCUGGAGAUCCCCACCGCCCCUCGAGCCCUAGAACAAAAGGACCAGCAUGGGAAGAAGCUACGAUUACAGCCCCUCACCUCCAAGAGGUUACAGGAGAAGAGCUCGCAGUCCAAGCCCUCGUGGUCGUUAUGGAGGACGUGCUAGAGACCUCCCAACUAGUCUUCUAGUGAGGAAUCUUCGCCGGGAUUGUAGGCCUGAUGACCUCCGUAGACCAUUUGGAAAAUUUGGCCGUGUUAAAGAUAUAUACCUUCCAAGGGAUUACUACACAGGGGAUCCUCGAGGAUUUGGGUUUAUCCAAUACUUUGAUCCUGAGGAUGCUGCUGAUGCUAAAUACCAUAUGGAUCGGCAGAUGUUUCUUGGAAGGGAAAUUACUGUUGUUUUUGCAGAGGAGAACAGAAAGAAGCCUUCUGAGAUGAGGACAAGGGAAAGAGUCAGUGGCCGAGGCCGUUCGUAUGAUCGGAGGUCGCGCUCAAGGUCACCUGGGUACUCUGUCUCUCCAAGGAGCAGAUUGCGGUCCUGCAGCAGAAGCUACUCACCAGCACCUAAGCGGAAGCACCAUUCAAGGUCCCCGUCUCCUAGGGAGAGAUCUUUGUUGCGCUCACCAGUGGACAGCAGAUCAAGGAGCGCCAGCCCUGCUGUUAAGUCUCCUCGCAGGGAGAGGUCUCUUUCUGUUAGCCGGUGAUGAUGCAUGAUCAGGGCUCAGUAGUGCUACAUGCAUGAAGAUGUAGUUGCUGUCACACCGAAUGGAACCAUAUGUGAUCCAGAUUCUUUUUGUCACCCUACUCUGGGAGUGCUAAAAACAUGUAUGGUGUAUUCCAGAACCUUUGAUGAGUGUUUUGAGAAUGAACGUACCUGUUGACUGGGUGCGGAUUUGAAGUGAUUUAUGGCUAGUAUGGCGACAGUUCUUUGUUUCC